AGUGCGCCAUUUACGUCGAAAAGGCGCGUAAUAUAAAUUUGUCAACACAGACAACAUUUCCCGCUCUCUUCACUCUAGCUGGAAUCUAGGCCUUGCAGUCAGAGGCUGUUUCACUGCAGUCAUGCCCAAGCACAAAUCAAGCACCAGCAGUCAGAGUGGGGAGCCCAAGUCUAAGAAGGCCCGCACCAAGUCGAGCCGAAGUGACGAUAAUGAUGAAAGCGAGGAAGAGGAACUAACCAACCAGUCUCAGAGGCCAGACUUUACUGCUCCAUUGGAAGAGAGAGAAGCAGAAUAUGGAAUCAUUGAGAAAAUAUCAGUAAAGAACUUUAUAUGCCAUGGACGACUUGAAUGCAACUUUGGUCCAAAUGUCAACUUUGUUGUUGGGCGCAAUGGGAGUGGAAAGAGUGCGAUUCUGACAGCUAUUGUAGUGGGCCUGGGUGGAAAAGCCAUCGCAACAAGCCGUGGUAACUCUGUUAAAAACUUCAUCAAGGCUGGAAAAAACGUUGCUGAGGUAUGCAUCAAGCUGCGUAAUCGAGGAACUGAUGCCUACAAGCCAGACGUGUAUGGACCGUCCAUUACAGUGACGAGAAAGAUAAUGAGAGAGGGCGGUAACAGCUACAGAAUAACGUCAGCUAAGGGUAAAGUGAUAAGCAACAAGAAGGAUGAGCUGUCUCACAUCAUGGAUCAUUUCAACAUUCAGGUUGAUAACCCUGUAUCUAUCAUGAACCAGGAGACCAGUAAGAACUUUCUUCUCAAGCAAAGUGCCAAGGACAAGUAUAAGUUUUUCCUGAAGGCAACUCAAUUGGAUCAAGUCUCCAAUGACUAUCGUGAAAUUAUGCUGAAUAAGGGAAUUACAGAACAGAAGGUCGAUGCACAGAGUACUAAACUUCCUGCCCUGGAAUAUGAGGUAUUGGAGAUAGAACAGAAGUUCAAGGCGUUGACCUGUCUUCAUGAUUUGACCAAUAAGAGAGAGGAGCUUAUCAACCAAUCGGCUUGGGCACAAGUUGCAGAGUUGGAAAGGGAGAAGGACACCAAAAGGAAUGAAGUCCAACGUGAAGAAAACCGAGAGCCCAAGUUUGUUGAGAAAAUUCAACAACAGGAGGCUAAUGUGAAGAAAGCAGAAGAAAAGCACGCCCAGAUCCAGAGCCAAGGAGAAGCCUUGAGACAGAGACUGGAGAAUCUAUCCCCGCAACAUGACACAGCUAAAGAAAAUGUACAGAGGCUAAAAAAGACUGUCAAAACUCUCGAGAGAGAGAUCAAACAAAUAACCACGCUGAUCCAUAGUGAAGAAUCGGAUAAAAAUGACAUCUUGCAGAGAAUUCAGGAUGAAAAAGAAAGGGACCAGGCACAGUUUGAAGAGGAGAGGCUUGAGAGAGAAAGACGAGUCUCUGCUUUGAUGGAAGAGAAGAGAGAUCUGGAAGCUCAGAAGCAGAAUGCUGCCAGGGAGAUUGACCAGUUUGCUAAUGCCGUCAACAGUGCUAGAGAGAGAAAUUACUCACUGCAAUCCAAAGAUAGUGAGCUAAAUCAAGCCGUAACUGCUGGGAAGAGAAGACUAGAGAACCUUGAAGGAAGCAGAAAGAAUCGGCUGAAGCUGUACGCGGACUACAUGCCUAACUUACUGGCAGAGAUUGAUCGAUCUACUGCUAAAAAUCGGUUCCACGAGAAGCCCCUUGGUCCUGUGGGAUCAUUCCUUAAGCUGAAGGAUGUUCGUUGGGCGCUUGGUGUGGAAUCUUGCUUGAAACGAUUGAUGUUUUCCUUCUGUUGUCAUGACCAGCAUGAUGCUAGUAUUCUCAAAGACAUCAUGAAUAACCUCAUCCCACAGCAUGCUACUCAACCCUCCAUCAUCACUUCAAAGUUUGAGCCAAACCGGUAUGACAUCCGUCGUUCAACUGUGCAGAGUAACGACUUCCCUGGCUUUCUAGAUAUCGUUGAUGUCAGCAAUCCAGUAAUCUUCAACACUCUUGUCGAUCAGCGUGGUGUAGAGAGCAUCUUAUUGAUUGAGAGAAGCAAGGAUGCCAGGGCUUCCCUGAGACAGCCCCCUAGGAACUGCAGAGAGGCUUUCACCAUAGAAGGUGAUCAGGUUUAUGCUGGUGCUGAGCAGCGCUACUACUCGUCCAUGCAGAAAAGCGCAAAGAUUCUCCGGGGAGACACUGACAAUGAGAUCAGUGAAACAAAGAGAGAUAUGAGUGAAAACCAGAAGGCACUGAAUGAAAUAAAGCAAAAGAUUCAGGCUCUGAGGCAAGAUGUAAAUGAGAAUGAGAAUCUAAAGAAAACAGCACAGCGACAGAGGAAGAAGCUCGAGGAUAAAAUAGGCAGAAUUAACAAUCAAAUCACUCAGCUGGAGGCAGAAGGCGAGGGAGAAGAAGAGACCAACGUGGCAGAAUUGGAGGAGGAGGUCCGGCAGAUGGAGGCCAAGAUCAACGAACACAAGGAGAAGCUGGAGAGGUUCUCCAAGAACUUCAGGGCAGCUCGCAAACAGCUAUCAGAAGUAGAGACUCAGUUCAAGGUGGUGGAUGAUCAGAUCCAGGAGAUCAGCUACCAAGUGGAUCCUCUCAAGGAUGAUUUAGCUGGGGCUAGCAUUGAAGUGCAGACAAGUAAGCAACAUCGCAAGCAUUAUGAAGAAAAGAAGAAAGAACUGAUGGCAAAGAUUGCUAACCUCAAGAAAGAAGCUGAUGCAGCACAGAAAGAAGUAGAGGAUGCAAUAACAAAAGCCAUGGAGAUCUAUCCAGAAAGGCUGAAGGUGUCGAGAAAAGUGAGCAACAUUGACAAAGAAAUCAAGCAGAUCACCAAGAGGAUUGAGAAAGAGCAGAACAUGCAAGGAGAUCCUGAAGUUAUCACCAAGCUAUAUGAUGAAGCAAGGAAGAAUUAUCUAAAAGUCAAGAAGCAAAUAAAAGGCAUGAGGAGGUUUGUAGAGAAACUGCAAGUGAUCCUUGAUCAGCGGUUUGUGGUAUUAAAGGACAUACGUAGUUACAUAGCACAGAGGACCAAGUACUACUUCAUAGCCAUGAUGUCCACUCGUGGCUAUGUGGGUCAGCUCAUAUUCGAUCAUAAGAAAGAGGAACUUAUCCUCAAGGUGGAUCCAGGAGAGAGCCAGAAAGCCAAGGAUGUGUCUAAGGACGUGAGAAGCCUGUCUGGUGGAGAGAGAUCAUUCUCUACAGUGUGUCUUAUCAUGGCCCUCUGGGAGUCUGUGGAAUCCCCCUUCAGGGCCAUGGAUGAAUUUGAUGUUUUCAUGGACAUGAUGAAUAGGAAGAUCUGCAUUGAGUUGUUGCUGAAGUUUGCCGAAGAUCAACCAAUCCGACAAUUUAUCUUUCUUACUCCCCAAGAUAUGAGUAAGAUCACCCCAAAGCCGUCGGUACGAAUAACCCGACUCCACGACCCUGAGCGGAACCAAGGGUACAUCACAGCAGAACCCAAUGCCACUCAAGAUGAAACGAUGGAGGAGGGAGAGUAGCAGAACCGUGAUGGGACAGAAGGAAUGCCACCCAGUGCCUUGUGGUCAUCACUUGACAUUAAUUUACAUCAAUGGACACUUGUGGAUGCAUCCAUAUUAAACUUGCCAGCACUUGUACACUACAAAAUGUAUUAAAGAGAUGAAGAAUCUCCCCUUUGAGCAAUAAUCAAGCAGAUUUUCAGUGUGGAUCUGUGGCUUAAUAUUAGUGAGAUCUGGGACCCGUUUCACAAAGCCUUUUUUCCAUGACAAAUGACAAAAAUCAGUGACAAAUCUGCUGACAACCAAUCAGAAGCAAGGAUUUCAGUAGCUUAUAACAAAAAUUGUCAUUUGUCACUGAUGACAAGUUCUGUGAAACGCCCCCUUGAUUGGAUAGCUUACCAUGAGAUGAUAACUGAAGUGGACUUUGAUGAGGCUGGUGCUUGUCGUGAGAGUCAAACCUGUUAGGUUAGAGAUGAGCUCCAUGAGCCAGGUCUAAGAUUAAAGGUUGAUAGUUGGAGGAAAGUCAGGGCUGUUGAUCCGGAACUGCCAGGAAAUCAGUUGGAUGAAUUUUCUGAAGAAUCGGAAAGAAAACAUCGUUAUUUUGUGUAGCAGCCAGUAAAAGCAGUGAUCAUUUGUCCAAGCUUCAGUAUAACAUAAUAAGUGAAUGAGACCAUAAUAUAUUGUAAGUGAUAUAGGUGUCUGCUUCAAGUAAAACUCUUUAUCUUUUAAAAAGGAGAUAUCGUGUAAAAAUUAAAAAGAAUAUUGAAUUUCUAAGUACCCAUUAUUAGAAACUUAUAACCGGUUAUGACCAAUUACAACAUAAAAAGGUAAAAAUCACUGUGAUGCAACUUGUCACACUUUUAACAGAUAGAUACAUUGUAAUGUAUUUAACUCUGUAACUGAUACAAUAGUAUUGUAUUUAACUAUGUGACUGAUACAAUAGUGAUUUAUUUAGCUAUGUGACUGAUACAAUAGUGAUGUAUUUAACUCUGUAACUCAUACAAUAGUAUUGUAUUUAACUAUUUGACUGAUAUAAUAGUGAUGUAUUUAACUAUGUGACUGAUACAAUAGUGAUGUAUUUAACUAUGUGACUGAUACAAUAGUGAUGUAUUUAACUCUGUGACUGAUACAAUAGUGAUGUAUUUAGCAGGUGUACAAAAUGGCCUAUGUCCACAGUAAGUUAUGUGAGAAUUAGUACAUCAACUGAAGCUCCCACCAGUAUCAUACUGAUCAUUAAUUCUUUGAUGAAUAAUGAAUUUAUUAAAUAGGUCUGGUAGAGAGCCAAGUAAGGGGAAGUGUUUAAGCCUAUCUAUGUAUAUUUUCCAUGUGACUCGUAAUUGUUGUAUUAUGAAUGCCAUCUGAUGCUGAAAGUGCAGUACGCUGUGAGACAAAUAAAGAGUUUAAUUCCAAAAGGAGCUAAAUACAUUGUAACUUCAGAGAAAAAAAGGAAUUGUUCAUCAGAUUUUGUACAGGUAUCUAUGGAAAAGUGAUAUUAGAAGGUGCAUUUUGUUCACAAUUGCUCUGAUAUCUAUACCUCAAUUUUCAUCAAAAAUGGAUUUAGCUCCUUUUGGAAGUAAGCUCUUAAUAUACGCCAUUCAAUGUGUAAAUUGUGAUAUGGAGCUGUUUGAACCUUGUUUGAUGAACUCUGGGUAAAGGUGACGAUAUGAAAUUUUGCUGUAAAGAUCUUUAAGUUCACAUAAAUGAAAUCAUAAGAGAUUGGCUGACCUUAUGAAGCAAUUGUACCAUUAUUAAUAAUUGCAUAUUUGAAUCAUGAAGUCAGACUUGAUUGAUUAUCUAUCCCUUGGCCUAGUCUGAUUAGACCGUUGGUUAUUUUUUGACAUGAUGGUGUGCAUGUUACAAUUGUUACUCCAAAUUUGAGCAUACUCCAAACAAUACAAGUGAAUAUUAUACAACAUACAAUGCUUGACUUGUAAGAGUUUGGGGAAAAGAGAGCAUAUUACAAUGCCCGACUAUCUAACAGAAAAGGUUGCACCGCUCGACAUGGUAUAAAGACAGAUACCAUCUGACA
Strongylocentrotus purpuratus (purple sea urchin) is the source of this 5459-nucleotide messenger RNA. RefSeq names its product structural maintenance of chromosomes protein 6 (gene smc6). Gene Ontology annotation, molecular function: damaged DNA binding; single-stranded DNA binding. The record is from RefSeq and is a predicted model, not a curated record. Gene Ontology annotation, cellular component: Smc5-Smc6 complex; nucleus; site of double-strand break. Bases 122 to 3451 code for a protein of 1109 amino acids. The transcript is spliced from 25 exons. Lineage: Eukaryota; Metazoa; Echinodermata; Echinoidea; Camarodonta; Strongylocentrotidae. Gene Ontology annotation, biological process: double-strand break repair via homologous recombination.